This is a messenger RNA of Cherax quadricarinatus, 2834 nucleotides long. The record is from RefSeq and is a predicted model, not a curated record. NCBI's taxonomy places the organism in Eukaryota, Metazoa, Arthropoda, Malacostraca, Decapoda, Parastacidae.
GUUUCCUUCUUGUAAACACAGUUAAGCAGUAAUAAGGUUUAUUAAAGUAAAAAGGGUAAGUACUCCUGAAGCAAUAUAAUAAAAGUUACAGAAAGUGUAUGCAGCAUUUUGUUAUGCUGUACUGUACUUUGGUAUGACACAUGGGUGUUCAGUAGUUGUAUACACGUAUAUUUCGCUGGGUCGCCAUCUGGAUAAGACCCGGGCCGGAAGUACCAGCAAAUCAUUAAUGAAUAUUUUAGUUACCUCAUUCAGAAAUAAGAAUUACUAGAGUACUUUUCACCCAUGAGGGAGGAUGUAAUUACAUUACACGAAAUGUUUGUUUAUUUAUUUUCAGUGAAAUCCGGCAAAGAUUUAACAUUAGAUGCUCUGAUAUCAUCAUUCCCUGUGGAAACUCGCAAACAUUGCAACUCACAGUCAAUAAGUGAAACGAGUGAAAGAUCUCAGAAACUUUCUGAGACAUCAAGUGGAUCAGAUGAACAGAAUAGUACCAAUGGAGAUGAACAAAAUGAAUACACGGAGGGCUUGGCAACCUUACUUGAGAUGUUCCCAGGAACUUGCAACCUGGAAGUACAACACUGUUUAGCUAGCUGUGGAGGUGACUUGGAACACGCCACAACCCUUAUUCUUCAGCGCCAGGAGCAAGGCAUCAGCAUCAAGGCUAACACAAAUAGCAAGCUUGUUCCUGGAGCAAAGGGCAACAAGAGUCAGAUUGAUGAUAAAGAAGUAAGAACAUCUAUUCUCAACAGAUAUGGAUUUGUUGAUCAUGAUGAUGAUGCCAGAGAACAUAGGCCUGUGGCCCCUAAAUGGGUAACUUGUGAAGGAAAAAAGAUGGUCCGAUACCGUGAUAACAAGGUUGUCAGUAUAAAGGGAGAGCGUUAUACAGAAAUAAAGAAGGACGACUCCACUGAUAUGAAGAAGACAUAUGUGCACCUAAAACCUGGGAAACAGUAUCGAUUCCACUGAUCCACAGGAUACAAACCUUACUACGUCGCCGCUGUCCAGUAUCACCUGUGUGAAAAUAUGACAACAGGAAUGGGUCAGGGCGGUAAGGUUUGUUUUUGUCAUCGUUGUUCAAGUCAUUUAUGUUGCAGAGCAAGUCCACAAUGUCAAAGGAGAAGAGGUGGACAUGUAGAAGGCUUAAUUGAUAUCUUAAUGUUAUUUGUGGGUUCCAAGGAACUUUUAGCAUGUAAUCUCUUUAGAAUUCUCAUAACUUUUCAGUGUUGUUUGUUAGUGUUACCUAGUUACUGUAUCGAUGUCAGUACUUGUAUCAUGUUGUUGAAAAUGCUUUGUAGAUACCAAAGAAAUCGAAGAUUUUAUAAUGAAACUUGUGUCAAAGCAAGCAGUGAAGUAAGAGCCAGAAAAUAUUAUAAAAUACACUCUGUGUUAUUAUCUAACAUGGUGGAUCUAGCACUAAAAACUUUGUUUAAAAAAAUUGAAAAGUUUUAUCAAGUAACAAAUAAAUUACAAGAAAAUUAUAUCAUAAUUGAUAUUAUGUGGUAUGUGAGGAUGAUUUGUAAAAGAUCACUAUUUAAUAAUAUACUUGUAUUUUCAUAUGUAGGGCAGCUUUUUCUUAUAAGAUACAAAGAGGCAGAUCAUAGGUAGUGCAGUGAAGCACGGCUGUAAACUUGCAUAUCUUGGUCACAUCUUGUCACUUCCAUUCAGGUGAUGGAAAACAUAUGAAUACUUAUACUUCACAAAUUAAAAAUAUUGGGAAUAAAUUUCAUAAAUUGCAAUUUAAAAAAAGUAAAUGGAUGUGAAUAGGUAUGCAACUUAUGAACUAAUCAAGUUAGUUUGCACAAUAUGAAUUUUAUUUACAAGUCAAUUACUGUAUAUGUAUACUGUAAUUUAAAGGUUUCUAGAUGGUCUUUUGAUGACUAUGAUAUGGUAUAUCAUGUACAUUAUUUCACUGAGCAGGUAUUAAUUUAUAUUUCUUGAAACAUUUCAACAGUAACUUCUUUGCUGUCUCACUUGAUUCCUCAUAUAUGUUAGUUUCUCUAAAUCUAGGCAAUAGUAUAGCUUUCAUUAGCUAUAGUUCCUGCAUUUAUUGUGUUAAGUGCAAAAGUUAGCUUUAUACAUUCAUGGUACUUGUGGAAUACAACAUACCAUAAUGUGAAAGAUCAGCAUGAAUAAAGCUUGUGACUUGUAUGCUCCUCCUCUCUGUUUAUCACUCUUCAUUUUUUCUUGAUUGAGCAGCGCUCAAAACCUUACCCAUCCUCAUAGUGUACAUCAUAUAAGCAAUGUGGGUCCCCCACACAGGUUUGCAUGAAUGAACCUUGAAGAGCAAAUACUACUAAGGCCUGCAGACACAUAAAUGAAUGUGGAAUGAUAUGUGGAUGUAAAAGAGGGAAUAUAUAGGUCCGGAAAAAAAUAUAUACUGGAGGCAAUGUGAUUAUUUGAGGCUUAAAAGGAUGGCAUAUGGCAGGACAAUACAAACUGAUCCAGCAGUGGUCUUGUUCAAGUUUGUUUAUAUAGUAUAUUGGCUUAAGGUUGUCAUAAAUUCAUUUCAUGCAUAAGAUAAGAAUAGUAAUUAUUUAGACCAUAAGUAGUUUUUACUUAUUGUAAAAAUUAUUUAAUUCAUUAUAUGUACAAUACAGUAAGUACUUUUUUUUUUUCAACAUAUCGGCCAUCUCCCACCAAGGCAGGGUGACCCAAAAAAGACUUUCACCAUCAUUCACACAUAAUCGCUGUCUUUGCAGAGGCACUCAGAUGCAACAGUUUAGUUGUCACUCCGAACAGCCAAUAUCCCAAACCCCCUCCUUUAAAGUACGUACAGGUAGUGUACUUCCCAUCUCCAUCACUCAAGCCUACCUAACCAGUUUCCCUGAAUCCCUUCA